This is a messenger RNA of Rhodofomes roseus, 540 nucleotides long. RefSeq names its product diaminohydroxyphosphoribosylamino-pyrimidine deaminase. The record is from RefSeq and is a predicted model, not a curated record. Bases 1 to 540 code for a protein of 179 amino acids. Gene Ontology annotation, molecular function: diaminohydroxyphosphoribosylaminopyrimidine deaminase activity. Lineage: Eukaryota; Fungi; Basidiomycota; Agaricomycetes; Polyporales; Fomitopsidaceae. The transcript has a single exon.
AUGUCUACUACGUCCACCUCCGAUGUCCACCUGCAUUUCCUGCGCCUUGCUCUCGACGAAGCACGCAAAUGUGAACCAACACCGACUGCUUUCUGCGUGGGCUGCGUCCUCACUGCGACUCUCACCGACUCGAGCGAGCCUAUCAUCCUAGCGCGGGGUUACUCUCGAGAACUGCCCGGAAACACUCACGCAGAGGCAAACGCGCUGACCAAAGCACGUAAUCUGUCCAAGGGCGAGAUGAGGGAGCUACUGUCCUCCGCCCCGGAGGAUGUGACCAUCGAGGACGUUCUGCAACAUGCCGAUGUAUACACAACCAUGGAGCCAUGCUCCGUGCGUACUUCCGGUCUAGCACCGUGCGCCGAUGCUCUCAUAGCAGCCAAGGCACGCAGAUGUUUUAUCGGUGUGGGAGAGCCGGAUGACUUCGUGCAGUGUGAGGGUGCAAGGAAGCUCGCGGAUGCUGGGAUUGAGGUCAUAUGGAUCAAAGGCUUAGAGCAUGAAUGCCUAGCUGUCGCUCGGAGAGGACAUCAGUCCGAUGCGUAA